CUAUCUCGGUGACUCUUCCUUUACAUUGCGCGCCAAUACAUUGUGAAACAGAUGGAAURGUGAUUUCCCGACACUAAAUUCCUGACUUAUUCCAGUAUAGAUGGGAGCAUACCUUCKGAGAAGAUCCUUGAUCACCCUUGCCGUUCUUAUUUUAAUGAUCGCUACUUACAGCUUUACAAAUAUGAUAGACCUAUAUAGCACAGAGUUCAAGAGCAUUCAUACGAAUUCCAUUGUUCAUAAUUUUCAAGAAGAUCGUCAUAUCCAAUCGGAAAACAGUGAAAAAUACGAAAACAUAAGUAAGAAAAGACCACAAGAACAAGCAACAACUAGCAAUUAUAAUGCUGAGCAUCACCAAAUACUGGAAACAAAGAAGAAGAUUGAAAAAGACAGUCAUGCUAAGUACUGCGGUAAUGGUUGGCAAGAAAAAUACGCUCGCCUCCAUAGCAACAUUCUUGCUUCCAAACAGCUAGAAAGAUACCUUGYAUAUAAUUGUCCAGGAACUCAACAAGGCUGUUGUGGUUAUGGCAACCGUUUACGAGCUUUAGUUUCAAUAUUUUACUUAGCAGUKUUGACUGACAGAGCUUUCCUGAUUGAUUGGAUUGYUCCGGAGCCAAUCGAGAACCACCUCAAGCCUAAUCAAAUCCAAUGGAAUUAUUCUGCACCGUUAGACAUUUGCGAAGGUCCCGACUUCCGUAACCACUAUUGGGGAACUGCUAGUGCCGACAAAAAGAGAGCAGAGGGCUGGAUUAUACAAGAUAGUAAACACUUCCGAAACUGGUUUGUUUCGACAAAUCUGAGUCGUUAUUUUGAUCAACCUGUUGAGAAGAUCACUACUAUCUGGUAUUUYGUUAAUGGUGGAAUCGAUAGCAAUCCAUAUCUAAUGACACGUGCCAAGCAACUGGGAAUUACUCCGUUAUUAUCKCCAGGCCCUAAAUACUCUCUAAUACGAUGCGCUUUCGAUUUUUUGUUUCAACGUUCAAAUCUUGUCGAGAGCCACCUUAAACRAUGGAGGAGUCWACUGCACAAAUCUAAAGGACCAACGAUUGGAAUACACAUCAGAACAGGUGAUAAACAGUUUAACUACAACGCACAGAUGGAUGAUAGAUCUUUAAAUCUACGAAACACAUCAAAUUUGAAAGAAUUCUUUCGGUGCGCAAAGCACAUUGAACAAACAGUUUUCAAAGACGCAAAGACAAGCGAUACCCAAUGGUUUCUUGCAAGCGAUCAUAUCAAAGUCAAGCGAUUUGCUACAAAAUACUUUCCUGGAAAAGUCAUCACCACAAAUCUCUCAAUCCAGCAUUUAGAUAUUCUUUACAAUACCACAAUAUUCAAUGAWACUAUAGARUGUAAUUUCACGACAGGUGUAAAUGGUUCUGCGAUAUGUUACAACAUUGUGCCCUUCAAUAAAACUGAAUACUGCGCAAAUCGCACUAACAUUACCAAUACAAACUUCACGGCAGAUGCAAACRGUACACACAAGUUUACUGAAGGAAUCAUAGGUAUGUUGGUAGACCACUUCAUUUUAAGUGAAUGUGACUUCUUGAUCGUAUGUGACAGCAGUUUUAGCUCGACAGCGAUUGGUUUAGGAAUGAAGGACACCGACUCGUUUGUUUUUGGUAACCGCCAUUGCCUGGACUUCAAGAGAGCUCAGAAAAUUAAAAAAAUUGGAUAUUUUAGGCGAAAACGUUCGGCAACAAACUACACUCCGGGGUAGCCUAAGGAGUAAGUUAKU
Messenger RNA from Exaiptasia diaphana, 1732 nucleotides. RefSeq lists its product as uncharacterized. The coding region runs from base 101 to 1714 and encodes 537 amino acids. Gene Ontology annotation, biological process: protein N-linked glycosylation. Gene Ontology annotation, molecular function: alpha-(1->6)-fucosyltransferase activity. The record is from RefSeq and is a predicted model, not a curated record. The transcript has 2 exons. Lineage: Eukaryota; Metazoa; Cnidaria; Anthozoa; Actiniaria; Aiptasiidae.